AUGACAUUCAGAACCGUUCAUGGCAGACAACUCACGGACGCCUUCGAAGUGGGAACCGGAGUCAGGAAAGGCUGCUUACUCUCACCUUUUCUGUAUCUGAUGGCCAUAGACUAUGUAACGAAGACAUCGGCGGAUCAGAAGCGGAAUGGAAUUCAGUGGACACUCUGUAAACAGUUGGGAUACCUCGACUUUGCCGAUGAUCUAGCUCGUCUCUCAAUCCUAGGCGAGGCGCCGCGAACACUUCACCCAUCAAAGUUCUUGGCGAGGCGCCUCGAACACUACACCCAUCACAGUCCUAGGCGAGGCACCGCGAACACUACACCCAUCACAGUCCUAAGCGAGGCGCUGGAGGAGGUGGACACUACACCCAUCACAGUCCUAGGCGAGGAGCUGGGAACACUACACCCAUCACAGUCCUAG
This is a messenger RNA of Dreissena polymorpha, 420 nucleotides long. RefSeq lists its product as uncharacterized. The record is from RefSeq and is a predicted model, not a curated record. NCBI's taxonomy places the organism in Eukaryota, Metazoa, Mollusca, Bivalvia, Myida, Dreissenidae. Bases 1 to 420 code for a protein of 139 amino acids. The transcript has 2 exons.